AUGGACGCUGAGCAGCAGCCUCUCUCUCCAACGCCUGCACCCGACCACAACGGUGCAAACUACGCCGAACACGAUACCAAUAGCACAGGAACGACCACAGAACCCCCAACUGCCUCAUCACUCCCCGGACACUCCGCGGGAUCACCCAAGCCACUCGCAGUCAACGGAAUUACAUCUUCUGGUCCAGCCUACAAAGUGAAGCUCAUUUUGAGCGGACAUACCAGGUCUAUUUCAGCAAUCAAAUUUAGUCCCGACGGGUCGAUGCUGGCGUCGUCAGCUGCGGAUAAAUCGGUGAAGGUAUGGAAUGCGGACACUGGAGAGAUUCUGCACACCCUGGAGGGUCACACAGAGGGUAUUUCUGAUAUUGCGUGGUCACCCGACGGCGAAUACAUUGCGUCUGCUUCGGACGACAAGACCAUUCGAAUAUGGAGCAUUGAUUCCAUGUCUACCGUGAAGGUGCUGAAAGGCCACACGAAUUUUGUGUUUUGCGUAAACUUCAGUCCGCGAUCCAACCUGCUCGUCUCCGGCGGGUUUGACGAGACAGUACGCGUGUGGGACAUCGCGCGGGGGAGAAACUUGAAAACGUUACCGGCGCACUCUGACCCCGUCACUGCUGUUACCUUCAAUCAUGAUGGCACUUUGAUUGCUUCCUGUGCGAUGGACGGGCUGAUCCGCAUCUGGGAUUCCGACUCUGGGCAGUGUCUGAAAACAUUGGCAGAUGACGACAACCCAAUUUGUUCUCAUAUUAAAUUUACGCCUAAUUCGAAGUUCAUUCUCGCUUCCACACAAGACUCCACCAUACGCCUCUGGAGCACGCAGACGUCACGGUGUGUCAAGACAUACACCGGUCAUACAAAUCGCACGUAUUGUCUGGUUGUUGAUUUUGCUCCGGGAAAAAAAUACAUCGUGAGUGGAAGCGAGGACGCGAAGGUCUACCUGUGGAAUCUGCAGAGUAGAGAAGUCGCGCAAGUUCUUGAAGGUCACAGAGACGUCGUGAUUGCUAUAGCGGCCCAUCCAACUCGACCUGUCAUCGCCUCCGCUUCCAUGGAGAAAGACCUGACUAUACGGAUAUGGGAAGAUCGUAAUGCUGUCGGUGGGUAUUGA
Molecule: messenger RNA, 1104 nt
Organism: Sparassis crispa
Lineage: Eukaryota; Fungi; Basidiomycota; Agaricomycetes; Polyporales; Sparassidaceae
Product: Set1 complex component swd3
Exons: 8
Coding region: 1-1104 (367 amino acids)
Cellular component (GO): Set1C/COMPASS complex
Molecular function (GO): histone binding
Source: RefSeq, a predicted model, not a curated record